GUUAAAGUGUAUCAAAGUGUCGCCCCCGGCGUUUGUGAUGAAUGACGUAUUUUGUAUAGAACGUUGGAUGCAGUUUAGUUUUUUCCUUCGUUAUGUAAAAUAGACAUCAAUAACAUACAUGAGAUGUGCAAUAACAUGGAAUUUCUUAUUAUAAUUAAGUUGGUUCUUGGGCUGAUUACCAUUACAAACAGUCAUAAAUCAUAUUUGAAGCGAAUUCCGAAUGGAGAUUACGUGCCGAAUCCGUGUCACCCAGGGGAAUUAUGGGAAGGGGUGGGACAUCUUAAACCUGAAGGUUAUGGGAAGAGGAACCAAUUCGGCCAUGAUUUUAAAAAGCAUGGAAAGAAAUGGUCACGUGAUUUUUGUUUGUUGGACUCGGACGGAGACGGUCGGACAAACGGUGAAGAGCUCGGUGACCCGGACUGCCGAUGGCACCACGGUGUUGGGAUGAAUGCUACAUCAGAAAAUAUAACACAUCCAGGUAUUUGCGAGCCUUUAACUUCAAAACAUUGUAAAUCAAUUAACAAAUGGCUUAAAUGCGACAGGACCGAAUUCAAGUGUGACGUCAUCAAUGACCAAGCUACGAAAAACUUUACCAUCACUAUUCCUAAAAUGAAGAUUCCCGUACAGACAACGACUCACAAAUGCAUGGUGUUUGAUUUCCCCCAGGAUGGAGAUUUUCACAUGGUUGCGACAACCCCGCACGUUGACAACAAAAUGGUCUUGCACCAUGUUUUGAUUUAUGGCUGCGAUGAAAACAAACAGCCAAGACAUGCUGUGAACGAAGUGUAUGACUGCAAUCUAGCAUUUGAUCCGGCUUGUACGGAUCUACUUUCAGUGUGGUUGCUUGGAAUACCUGGGGAAUGUAUGCACGAAAAAAUGGGAUUUAGAAUCGGGAAAUUCGGAUAUAAAAGGGGUGGAAUACAAGUACAUUGGGAAAACCAGCAGCUCCUCCCAAAUCUAUUUGACGGCUCAGGCAUGACGUUGUACUACACCGAUCAACUGCGCAUGCACGACGCCGGUGUGCUAUUUAUAGGACAAGAUCACAUGGUCAUACCUCCCGGCAAGAAGAGUCAUACGGAAGUCGGCCAUUGUUAUAAGGAAUGUUCAGAGAGGAAAUGGGCGGGAGAUUUACACGUAACAGUUGCAAUCAAUCAUAUGCACUAUUUAGGCCGUAGACAGACGAUUGAACAUUUAAGAAAUGGUGACGUCAUUAAUGUCAUCACAGACGAGCAACAUUAUGAUUUUGAUAGUCCAGAGCUUCACGUUUUUCAGGAACCGGUGACCAUCAAACCUUCAGACGAACUUCGUACUACAUGCGUUUACGACUCGAGCUCGCGUGACGUCACAACUAGAGCCGGAUCUGGGUACCAGGAUGAAAUGUGUUUCGGAUUCCUCACUUAUUUUCCUAAGCAAGCAAUAAAUAACGGGGCAACAAUCUGCACUUCCUGGAAAACAUUACCUCACUGUAGAUUUGAAUUAGACGAUAAAGUUUACGAAUGUGAUUUCAAAAAUGUACGGAAUAUGUCACAUCCGGGGACGAAGGAAAUAUUUGAUAAAGUUAUGAAACACUGUAGACCAUUUGGACCAUGUUAUAAAGAUUGCCUUGCCGUUGUCAAGGAAAUAUCAAAACUACCUUGUUACCAUGGUGACAUGUGGGACUGGCAGCGUAACAAGAUUAGCGGACCUUUUGAUUAUAAACCGGAAACAGCCGAGUGGUACCGAUUUUAUUCAGCGUUUGAUUCAUGUUCGCAGGAGUUAAAUGCUUGUGGAAACCAGUCUGAUAUUUUAUUUCAUGAAGUUAAUGGUGGCAUUAAACAAUCAGAGUUUUAUGUAUCUUUAACAUUGACUUUAUCAAUGUUAUUUACUAAGUCAAUUAAUUUAUGAUGAAUAUAGUGAUUUUUUCAUUUAAAUGGCAUUUCAAGUUAAAGGUUGCUUAGCAGGUUUUCUGUAAGAAUUUUGAAAAUGGAGGUAAAAUCUUUUGGUUUUAUUUCUUGAUAAUAUAUAAUAAUCCUCUCAGUGCGAGAAUUGUAAUGAAAUUGUCCGGAUUAAGUUGAUACCGAAGACAUAUGAGCCGUGUCACGACAAAACCAACAUAAUGGGUUUGCGACCAGCAUGGAUCAAGACCAGCCUGCGCAUCCGCGCAGUCUGAUCAGGAUCCAUGCUGUUCGCUUACAAACCCUUUAACAAGUAUAGAAACUGAUAGCAAACAGCAUGGAUCCUGAUCAGACUUCGCGGAUGCGCAGACUGGUCUAGAUCCAUGCUGGUCGCAAACGCACUAUGUUGGUUAUGUCGUGACACGGCUCAUAUUUGGUAUGAACAUACUUGUUGCUUUCUCUUAAAAACGUUAAAAUACAACAAUACAAUAAUGCAAAUCAGUCGUGGAUAAAGGAUUUUUUUCAGAGUUGAUAGCAAAUUUCGACAAAUGGGAAUGCUUAUUCCAAUAGGGCUUGACUUUUAUAUAUCUAAAUUUUUAAAAAAGAUCAUCAAUAUUUUUUUUGUGCUAAUUUUCACUAUUUUUGUGGGAUUUUCGCUAAAAACAAACAAAACAUAUAAGUUGUUGUCAAUCUCAGAGGGGUUCCACAUUCUAGUCAAAUCCCGGGGGAAUGAAGGUAGCGAGGGAGGGCGGGGAGGGUCAAAACCCCUUUUAGACAACUCUGGUUCCGCGCAUGCAAAACAAGAGGGUGUAUGUAGAUCUCACUGCACUUGUAUAUGACGUAAGUUUCUAUAAAUAACAUACUAAAAAU
Molecule: messenger RNA, 2744 nt
Organism: Ruditapes philippinarum (Manila clam)
Lineage: Eukaryota; Metazoa; Mollusca; Bivalvia; Venerida; Veneridae
Product: DBH-like monooxygenase protein 2
Exons: 10
Coding region: 124-1884 (586 amino acids)
Molecular function (GO): copper ion binding; dopamine beta-monooxygenase activity
Source: RefSeq, a predicted model, not a curated record